GCUUGAUGUCGCACGCUGCCGCGCUCUUCGUCGCCUUCUUCCUCACCGUCUACAACCAGCUUGCUCGCAUUCCGCUUGGCGACAGCUGCGAAAUUUUAGGUAUGUUGCUGUACUACUCGUUCAUCGCUGCCCUCUUCUGGUUGAACGUGAUGAGCUUCGACAUCUGGUGGACCUUUGCGCCCCUUGUUUUCAGACACCUGCGCACGCAGCCGCCGUCCGAGCGGUCGCUGCGACACCGGUUCAUCCGACACUCGCUGUACGCGUGGGGCGUGCCGCUGGUGAUGACCGGCCUGCUGGCGUUCUUCAACUACGCGCCCACCUCGGUCAUCCCUGACGGCACCAUCGUGCGGCCCGGCAUCGGCGAGCGGAAAUGCUUCCUCGCCACCCCGGAGAGAGAGCUAUAUUACUUCUACAUACCGAUCUUCAUCGUCACGGGAGUAAACAUCAUCUUCUUUAUCGCCACGGCCUGGACGCUGUACAAAGCUGAGCAAAACUCCCGAAUACUUCAGCGGAAGCGGACCGCCCGGGACAG
This is a messenger RNA of Pollicipes pollicipes, 532 nucleotides long. Its product is annotated as G-protein coupled receptor Mth2. Lineage: Eukaryota; Metazoa; Arthropoda; Thecostraca; Pollicipedomorpha; Pollicipedidae. Gene Ontology annotation, cellular component: membrane. Gene Ontology annotation, biological process: G protein-coupled receptor signaling pathway; cell surface receptor signaling pathway. The record is from RefSeq and is a predicted model, not a curated record. Gene Ontology annotation, molecular function: G protein-coupled receptor activity.